CUGGUGAGUCAGUGACUAUAUAAACAACACCGCACAGAGAGAAAAAACAAACAAAAAAAACUUCUCUGCGUUUAUAUGCUGGUGGAAAUCCAUAAUUUAGGUAUAUGGAUAUGCAUGUGUGAUGCAUUAUAUCAUGCCGUUUCCAAAUGUUAACUUGUCGAUUUGGACGAAUGCAAAUCAUGGGGAAAAUCUAGAUAUAAAAUGACUGGACACGGGUGCUUUCCGUGCUGGUGUUUUUACUGGCUGGCUUUUAAAAUUGUGUUUGUAGUGUCUAAAUGAAACAGGCGCAGGCAUUCGCAGUAUCGCAGAAUACCAUGUAGUGUUAUCUAGUAGUCGCACUGUACUUGAGGGGUACCUGCUGGGUUUAUUAUAUAGCUUUCUGUUUCUAAUACAGACACGGAAUACAAGUUUGCUUACUAAACGGUGCAGAAGAAGCGCAAGGUAUUCAUUUGAUAUCUAGAAUAUACGUUUUCAAAUUAGAUAACGUAGAUACCACGCGUACUGUACAUUCUUAACACAGGGAAAUAAAUGGUGGACGAAACUAUCAGCGAGUCCCUCCCGGACCUAAAAGACGUGGAAAGUAAAAUCGGCAGAAAAACGCCAGAAGGGUUGCUGAGAUGGCUGCGAGAGGACUCUGCUCACCUUCUCGGGGACAACACCCUGAACCCCGGGGAGAGCGAAGAGCGCGGCCCGCUCCCGGGGAAGAAAGGUCUGGCUGAAAAAAUACGAGACUUAAAACUCGAAAUGGCCUACCUGCGCUCCACUGACGUGAAGAUCCUUCAGCAGCUGGUCGCGGUGAAUGAGGGGAUCGAGGCGGUCAAGUGGAUUCUGGAGGAGAAGGGCAACCUGGCCAGUCGAUGUAGCAGCCUGACCAGCAGCCAGUACAGCCUGGUGGAGAGCCAGGAGACCUCCAGGAGAGGCAGCUGGAACAGUUUGGUGGAGAGUCAGGAGACCUCCAGCCUGCAGGACCCCCACGACAAACUGGACAGCAUCUCCAUCGGCAGCUACCUGGACACCUUGGCAGACGAUAUGGACGAGUACUGCCCAUCCAGUUCAGAGUCCGCGAUCUGCUCCUCCCCUAAGGGCCACAGAGGCCCCUGUGGCAGGUCUGAGCAGGAGCAGCAGUGGGGUGGUGGAGGAGGCAAAACCUGCGGACAGGGCUCUCCUUUACACAGAACACACUUCUUUAGGGAGAACCAGGGCUGGGGUAAGCCAGCCCAGCACCCUUCCAAAGUGGAGUCCAGCAGAGUUAACAGGGAGCUGCUUCCUUCAAAGUCACGUAGCCUAGGGAACAGCUAUCUGGACAAACCGGGUGCUGACCUUGACCGCAUCCCGGAGGCAAGGCCUCCUUUAACGGAGAAGCAAUACAAAGGCAGCCCCAAGCUGAACCCCUCUAUAAACGGUAAAAUAGAUUUGGACAGCUGUAAACUGAACACUAAGAUCCACCUGGAGUAUGAUGCGCACUGGCGCUGGGUGCAGUCUCAGGACGAUGUGACGUUCUUGUAAGAGAGGGAGAACCCCGACAGGCAUCAGGGGUGAAGUGCCACCCCCACCCCCAGGGCACCGAAAUUUAACCUAGCCACAAGCUAUGAGGUGUUCCCAAGCAGAACUGGCACAAUGCUAGGUUUCAGGUGCUCAGUGUGAUUCUAGAAUGUUACAAAACUUUACGCUUCUGGAAUCUUAACAAAAACCUAACUAUGUAAACUUGUUGAGGACAUCAGAUCGGAAGUAAUUUGAGUUGAUUUGAGACACAAUUUACAGGGAUGAAAAAUGAACGCUUUGUUUUUGCCUUGUUUUCCAUGCAGCAGUAAAUAUUAAUAUAUCACUCCAUCCCAUCACCCUUUUUCUUUCUGAAAACGCAAUGUGCUUGCAGCCCAGUAUGAUGCUUUCCAUUACCGUGCCUGCAGUUUGUACAGAUUUUAAAUCUUUGAUGCCUCCAGAUUCCCUCUCCUGUGGGAUCCAGAUACAGAAGCACCACGUGUACAUGCUAGAGCUUCAGCCAACAGCAGUGCAACACAGAAACGCUAGAGCUUCAACCACAGCAGUGCAACACAGAAGAGGGCCUGUGCAUUCAUUCAUUCAUACAGCAUUUUAUUGAUACAGAUUUAAAUUUAUUUUUUUCUGAAGUUUGUCCAUGAGAAACCCUUUUAAUUGAUACACCUGCCAUUUGUUUUUACAUUGGGAAUAUAUACUACAACAGAUGGCAGCCGUAUCAUUGUAGAGAUGCACGAUAAUGCAGUCAGAGCACAACUAUAGGAGCAGUGUUCUUUUUGCAGGACAAACCAAACCACAUUGCUCUGUGAUCACAAUGCUGUAGAGUUCAUACUGUUGGAUUUCACCUUCUUGCCGUGGACAAUAUCUCAAUAAACUAACCUAAAAACUGACAGCAUCCAACAUGAUUAACAUUCCUGUUAAUAACUCAUCUAGGGAUUUGAGUUGCUGGUACAAGCAGGAGAAUGACUGUGCUAACAUGCAAUAAAACAGAAUCUGGAACAUCAAGCAAGACUGUUUGAUGACAAACACAAUUUGCAAAACAAUGUAGCUGAACUCGCUUGAGGAAAUGCCGGUGCCAAAACACAGCUUUAAGAACAGGCAUUGGUCAUGUCUGUGAGAGUGCAUUCAUUAGCAUUACCCACCUCUUCUUUUUGUAAAUCUAACAAAGUAGCAGUGGAUGUGAAAAUAACCUUCUUAGCCAACAUAGUAGCUGACCCACGAUUGACAGAAAACAGCUCUCCCGUAAUCUGCUUUCUUCAGAGGGAAAACAUCAUCUUCACAUCCUCCUCUAGUUUUGAAAUGGGGAAAGGGUUCAACUAAUCCUCCAGUUCCAACCUGCUGUAGGAUUAGGGGUUGAGGUGGGGGUGGGGGUUGAUGGUUAAUAUUAGUGUGACCCUCAGGUUACUGUUGAUUACAUCACCUCAACUUGAGGGACAGAAUGGUCUGCUGAGCAGCAUACUGAUGGGCAAUUCCACAACACAUGCAUGACCAUCAUGUUUCUCUCUCCAUACCCUCCAUGGAAGCUUAAUAGUCCACGUAGUUUGUGUCUAGACCAGGGUUUGUUGUCAACUAAUUGCUUUUGGGAAGAAAAAAAAACUGAAACAAAUCUUUCUAUGUGUUUUUGUGUGUGUGUGUGUCCUUACCAACUCUCUCAGAUGUGGUUCGUCAAUUAGUAUGGAAAUGAUAUUCUGAAUUUGCCAAAGCUGAAUGUGCUUUUGAAUUGGGAGGAAGAAAAGCCAUUGAAGUGAUGUCGCUGGGGGUUGCUGCUGCCAAGCAGCGUUUCUUCUGGUGUUUGAACUGGAUUGUAUUUAGUGUGUAAUGGUCAGCAGAUUGAAUAGAAGUAUUUUUUUGUGAGAUAAUGUUUCAUAAUUCACAGAUUUACAUUAUGGUAAUUAGGUAAACAUAUAUACAUUUGGUAAAAAGUCAAAUUUGCCCAAGACUUUGAUGCUGUAAUUGUUUCUGGUUAGCUUUGUAUUUUUUUUCCCCUUACCAUACUUGCAGUAAAACGUGGAAUGGCUCAAACUGCUGUGCAUUGGGAGUCAAAUCCAGAGAGAACUUGCAGUAUCUACGAUAUAGGAAUGCGCCAAAGCACCUAUAAAUUCUUUGAUUGGAGAUAAUUGCAUUCAGGUACAUUCACCUUAUUGUUCUGUAGGUUUACUGGGUCAUUUUUAUAGCAGACUGUACAGAGCAUACAAACAAGGUGUCUCCACUGGUCUGUCACAGAUACUUCGAUGCUGAACAGCAUUAGCGUUUACAGUCAAAGCGUUUAGAGCACAAGUCAGCUGGCUGCCAGUCUGCAGAUCAGCUCUUGAAUUUCAGUUGACGAAGCUCAUUUAGACAAGAUUAAGCUGGGGAGGGUUCUUUCCAGAUUAAACCAAUUCCAUUGUCUUUGUCCCGCUUGUGCUCUAUCGGUAAGUCAGCUGUCCUGCACUGUACUUGUCAGCACAGUGGUGCAGCACUGUACUGUACGUGUAUCGGAAACUCACAAUGAGCAGCAGCUGGGCCCUUUUACUGAACAAAAUCAGGUGCUGCUAUGAGGAUUGAAUUUCCAUAUCUGACACAUAAACCCAUCGGAGAGAUGGGAUGCAGAUGCACCUUUUUCUACAGAAUCAGUGCCCUGUUCUACUGAAUCGAUACAAUAUAUAUCCCAAAAUGAAAAAGGGCAAGCUCUUUGAAGAACAUGCUGCAGAUACUGUAAAUUCCUGAUUAAUUUCUAUUGCAUUUUAUUUUUUUAAUUAUUUGUUUUGAUUUGUUUAUUUAAGCAGGAGAUUGACCCAUUUAGAGCGAGGCCUCAUUUACAAGGGGGUCCUGGAAAUUGUAAUGCUGCAUCAAUACUGCAGUAUCUCAGUGUGGGCUGUAGCUGGUUCAGGACCCCCAUUCAUAACGCUGCCUGAGAUCUGUGCUGCUUCUCCAGGGUGGUCCCAUGGUGAAGUGAUUGUGAGCGCUAGUAAAUAAGCUUUGUCUCUUAGUUCCAGUGGGGAGGUGCAGAGCUGUCGGGCCACAUUGAUUUAUUGCUGCCUCGUCCCAGACAGGAUUGAGAGGACACUGCAUCAAUCAACUGGCCGUCUUCUUUUUAUUCAAGGGUUCCUAAUGGAGCUGGGAAGGUGUAG
Molecule: messenger RNA, 4604 nt
Organism: Polyodon spathula (Mississippi paddlefish)
Lineage: Eukaryota; Metazoa; Chordata; Actinopteri; Acipenseriformes; Polyodontidae
Product: leucine rich adaptor protein 1-like
Exons: 2
Coding region: 529-1506 (325 amino acids)
Biological process (GO): positive regulation of cytokine production; positive regulation of canonical NF-kappaB signal transduction
Source: RefSeq, a predicted model, not a curated record